Anoplopoma fimbria (sablefish) is the source of this 801-nucleotide messenger RNA. RefSeq names its product leucine rich repeat containing 3 (gene lrrc3). Gene Ontology annotation, molecular function: protein binding. The transcript has a single exon. The coding region runs from base 1 to 801 and encodes 266 amino acids. NCBI's taxonomy places the organism in Eukaryota, Metazoa, Chordata, Actinopteri, Perciformes, Anoplopomatidae. The record is from RefSeq and is a predicted model, not a curated record.
AUGCAGGACUUAGCAGGGCCUGAAAUGCCCAGGAAAUUUCCUAUCUUUGAUGGCUUUGGCCUCUUAUGGGGCUUGCUCUUUGGAUUAUACAUUGCAAGUGCACCAGGGAUGGCUUGUCCAACGAGUUGUCACUGUAUAGAGAAGAGUGGCAUGACUGUGGUCCAAUGUUUGUCACGCAACUUGGACAGCAUCCCACCAGAUCUUCCAAGAGAUACUGUUGUCCUACUUUUGGCAUCCAACCACAUCACCCACAUCCCAAACCACGCCUUCAGAGAACUGCACUACCUUCAGGAGCUGGACCUGUCUAACAAUGACAUCGAAACUGUGGACCUCGGAGCUUUUCAAGGUGUUUCCGACAGCCUCCUUGUCUUGGAUUUAUCAAACAAUCGCAUCCAAAGUGUCCCCAAAGAGGCAUUUGCACGCCUGCGAGCAAAAAUCAGCCUCUCGAACAACCCUUGGCACUGCGAGUGCACGCUGCAGGAGGUCCUGAGGGAGCUGCGGCUGGACCCCGAGACGGUGAAUGAGGUGAUCUGCCACACAGCGGUGCAGGAGGAAUAUGCAGGCAAACCGGUAAUCCAGGUGCUGGACUCAGGGAUCAACUUCUGCAACUUUCACCACAAGACCACCGACGUAGCCAUGUUUGUCACCAUGUUCGGAUGGUUCACCAUGGUGAUCGCGUACGUCAUCUACUAUGUGAGACACAAUCAGGAGGACGCCAGGAGGCACCUGGAGUACCUCAAGUCACUGCCGAGCAGCUCCCAGAUCAGCAAGGACUUUGACACCAUCAGCACUGUUCUCUAG